Rangifer tarandus platyrhynchus (Svalbard reindeer) is the source of this 807-nucleotide messenger RNA. The record is from the annotation of a GenBank genome assembly. Lineage: Eukaryota; Metazoa; Chordata; Mammalia; Artiodactyla; Cervidae.
AUGUUGGCCCCUGGACCGCGGACCAGAAGACGCGCUUUGUCCAGCGACCCCGGCGAGAGCGCGCGCGGGGGGCGCGCGGCCUCCACGCGGCCCGGGCCCCCACCCCGCCGGCCCGCGGAUACUGUAGUCGCCGAGGCCUCGCUGCCUGUGGCCUUCCCCGCGCGCGCGGUGCCGGCCAGGCUUCUUGACCCUCGGGCGCCGCCGUACCCCGGCCCCGCUCCGGGCGCCGGCGGCCCCCUCCCCCCUCGGCGCCCCGGCUCCAUUCAAACCGUCCUCCCAAGCCCCGCGCCGCGCUCCCCCCGCGACCCGCGUUCCUUACCGGGAGUCGCUGGCGCCGUCGCCUUCCCGGCGCCGCCCCCGCCCCUCCACGCGGGGCCGGGGGCCGAAUGGGCGUCUCGCUUCUCCUCACGAAACAAAGAAGCAGCCGCCGCGCCGAGCGAGGGUAAGCCUCGCGCGCGCGCCCGCCUGCCUCAGCCGCCCCCCCACGCUGCCCGCGCCCCCGCUGCGCGCGCACUCGCCACCUCCCCUCCCCCCACCACGAACUCCCUUUCUCGCUUCCGCUGCUGGCCCGUUCUCGUGCGCGUGCCCGCCCGCCCUUCCGCUCCUAGCGCGCGUGCGCGUCUAGCCGGGGCUGUCGGGGAGAGGUGGGUAGGGCCAGUGAGAGCUAGAGCGCCCAACGCGCCUCCCCAUUCUGUGCGGGACGGUCAUGCGCCUGCGCGCGGUGGUCUCCGUCCUAGCACGCCGCGCGUCUCAACGCCGCCGAGCAUGCGCAGAGCAGGCGGCACUGCGGCGGUGGUGAAGGUGUAG